UUUCAGAACUUGCACUACAUCUUCCGUUAACAAUGCCAUCUUGCGAGAUCAAAUUCGACUUCAACGACUCUGACGAGUCAGUCACUGUUCGUGAAACUCGCAUUAUCCUGCUUCUUCCAGUCAUCCGUCGCGCUGUUGAGCUCCAGUAUCCGGAUUUCGCGACCGAGGAGAAUGCGGUGAUUGAAGCUCCAUUCAGGGUUCCAUUCAAGAAGGAUGCUGGAGUAUUCCUCUUCGAUACCAUCGCUCGCUACGCUGCACCAACCGAUGACAAUGUCCAUGAGAUCACUGUUGAACAAAGUUACCCAGAAGCUGGACCGAAGACCUUGGAUGAGCUCAAAGAAAUCAUUGAACUCGCCAACUUCUGGGAGUGUACCACUUACAUGGAGUGCAUCGGAUUUGCGAUUGCAAAGAAGUUGGAGGACAAGACCAUCGAAGAGAUCGCCGCUUUCAUGGGAGUCGAAUGCAAUCCACCAGGAAACUUCUUCGCAGAGGAAGACGGAUGGAUUCAUCCACCAGCAGACGCUUUCCAGAAUGUCCAAUAGAUCCGAUCCCCUCGUAAUUUGCUCUGAUCUCCCACUGCCAAUUUCCAUGAUUUUGUGUUAAAUAUAUUCAAGCUCAAUACUUUCACUUUUUACCUCCUUGUAAUAUAUUAAAUACUUAUCAGAACUUUUUCAAAUUGAUUUUAAGGAAUGAAUAAAAUGAUUUUCUCG
Molecule: messenger RNA, 710 nt
Organism: Caenorhabditis elegans
Lineage: Eukaryota; Metazoa; Nematoda; Chromadorea; Rhabditida; Rhabditidae
Gene: sup-36
Product: SUPpressor
Exons: 2
Coding region: 33-542 (169 amino acids)
Source: RefSeq, marked reviewed